This is a messenger RNA of Alnus glutinosa, 1230 nucleotides long. RefSeq lists its product as uncharacterized. Bases 1 to 1230 code for a protein of 409 amino acids. Lineage: Eukaryota; Viridiplantae; Streptophyta; Magnoliopsida; Fagales; Betulaceae. Gene Ontology annotation, molecular function: protein binding. The transcript has a single exon. The record is from RefSeq and is a predicted model, not a curated record.
AUGGGCACCAUCUCUUUCUUUGCUUCGCUUUUGUUAUCAACUUCCUUGCUUCAUUUGUGCUUGUUCUAUGGGGUGGCCGCCGGUGCUGGUGCGUCCAACAGGAAAGCAUUGGCACAGCCACCAAGUGGGAAGAUUAGCCCUCGAGUUCUAAAAUUCUACCCCAUAAUUCAAGAGUUCAAAAAAAGAAUCACCUACGACCCAAAAGGCAUUUUGAAAACAUGGGAUCCCAACGAUAAAAACGUAUGCAAUUACAAGGGCUUCUUCUGCGACAUUUUUCCGGCCGACAAACAAAUGACAGUUGCUGGAGUAGACUUCACCGGCUUCGGGUUUGCUGGUAAGCAAGGCCUCACUCUCUUUGGGUUCAUUGAAAAGUUAACCGACAUUACCGUUUUCCACGCCAACUCCAACAACUUCACCGGUGGCAUCCCCAGGGAGAUCUCCACCAUUCCGUACUUCUUCGAGCUAGACCUUAGCAGCAACAAGUUAACUGGCCAGUUCCCAAUCGAAGUUCUUGGUGCCAAACAACUGACCUUCUUGGACCUCCGCUUUAACCAUUUGUACGGCACUGUUCCACCCCAACUGUUCUUGCUUGACGUGGACGUAAUCUUCAUUAACAACAACAAGUUUGAGCAAAAGCUUCCUGAUAAUCUUGGCUCUACGCCAGCCCUUUAUCUCACUUUUGCCAACAACAAGUUCACUGGGCCAAUCCCACCAAGCAUUGGCAAAACUAAGACAAACAUCCUUGAGGUGCUCUUCUUGAACAACAAGCUCACUGGAUGCUUGCCAUUCGAGAUUGGCUACCUGGGAAAUGCCACUGCUUUUGAUGUCAGCUCCAAUUACUUGACGGGUCCAAUACCCCACUCAUUUCAGUGCCUGUUUAAUAUAGAGGUGCUUAACCUGGCUCGGAACCACUUCUAUGGGUCGAUCCCGGAGGCUAUAUGCAAGCUGCCUAACCUAAGUUACUUGGAUUUAUCAAGAAACUACUUCACCCAGGUGGGCACUGAAUGCAGGAAGUUGGUCAACAAAAAGGUUCUUCAUUUGCGAAAGAAUUGCAUUCAAGACCUUCCACAUCAGAGAUCAAAAGCUGAAUGUGCUGCAUUUUUCUCUAAGCCCCACCAGUGCCCCAACGAGAAGACUCUAACUUACAUUCCUUGUAAAGGAGUUCAUCCUCCUCCCAAAAGUUCCCCUUCAACACUACUUACCUAUGGCGCUCUUAAACCGCUCAAGUAG